GCCGCGCGGAGCGCCCCUUCUCGCACCCUGCACCAUGAGCUGGGGCACCGAGCUCUGGGAUCAGUUUGACAACUUAGAAAAACACACACAGUGGGGAAUUGAUAUUCUUGAGAAAUACAUCAAAUUUGUAAAGGAAAGGACAGAGAUUGAACUCAGCUAUGCGAAACAACUCAGGAAUCUUUCGAAGAAAUACCAACCUAAAAAGAACUCGAAGGAGGAAGAAGAGUACAAGUACACGUCAUGUAAAGCUUUCCUUUCCACCCUGAACGAAAUGAACGAUUACGCUGGGCAGCAUGAAGUUAUCUCUGAGAACAUGACCUCACAGAUCAUCGCGGACUUAGCACGCUAUGUUCAGGAACUGAAGCAGGAGAGGAAAUCGAACUUUCAUGAUGGACGUAAAGCACAGCAGCACAUAGAAACUUGCUGGAAGCAACUCGAAUCAAGUAAAAGACGAUUUGAGAGGGACUGCAAAGAGGCUGACAGGGCACAGCAGUACUUUGAGAAAAUGGACGCGGACAUCAAUGUUACGAAAGCAGAUGUGGAAAAGGCAAGACAACAAGCUCAAAUACGUCACCAAAUGGCAGAGGACAGCAAAGCAGACUACUCAUCGAUUCUCCAGAAAUUCAACCACGAGCAGCAUGAGUAUUACCACACUCACAUACCUAACAUCUUUCAGAAAAUACAAGAGAUGGAGGAAAGGAGGAUCGUGAGAAUGGGAGAGUCAAUGAAGACAUAUGCAGAGGUCGAUCGGCAGGUGAUCCCAAUCAUUGGGAAGUGCUUGGAUGGAAUAGUAAAGGCCGCUGAAUCAAUCGAUCAGAACAACGAUUCACAGCUGGUAAUAGAAGCUUAUAAAUCUGGGUUUGAGCCUCCUGGAGACAUUGAAUUCGAGGAUUACACUCAACCAAUGAAGCGCACUGUGUCAGAUAACAGCCUUUCAAAUUCUAAAGGAGAAGGCAAACCAGAGCUCAAAUUUGGUGGCAAAUCCAAAGGAAAGUUAUGGCCGUUCAUCAAAAAAAAUAAGCUUGUGUCCCUUUUAACAUCCCCCCAUCAGCCUCCCCCUCCUCCCCCUGCCUCUGCCUCACCCUCUGCUGUUCCCAACGGCCCCCAGUCUCCCAAGCAGCAAAAGGAACCCCUCUCCCAUCGCUUCAACGAGUUCAUGACCUCCAAACCCAAAAUCCACUGCUUCAGGAGCCUAAAGCGUGGGACUCAGUCUUUCUGUUUUCACAAAGAACUCAUGAAGAGGACUAUAGGGAAACCCACGUAUGCCUUUGAGGCUAGGGACUAUGUUCUUUCUCUCAAGCUGGGUGCAACGCCAGAGGAUUUUAGCAACCUCCCACCUGAGCAAAGGAGGAAAAAGCUACAACAGAAAGUCGAUGAAUUAAAUAAAGAAAUUCAAAAGGAGGUGGAUCAAAGAGAUGCCAUAACAAAAAUGAAAGAUGUCUACCUAAAGAAUCCUCAGAUGGGAGACCCAGCCAGUUUGGAUCACAAAUUAACAGAAGUCAGCCAAAACAUAGAAAAACUGCGACUAGAGGUCCAGAAAUUUGAGGCCUGGCUGGCUGAGGUUGAAGGCAGACUCCCAGCGCGGAGCGAGCAGGCCCGCCGACAGAGUGGGAUGUACGACAGCCAGAACCCGCCGACAGUCAACAACUGCGCUCAGGACCGGGAGAGCAGCCCAGAUGGCAGUUACACAGAGGAGCAAAGUCAGGAGAGCGAGGUGAAGGUGCUGGCCCCGGAUUUUGAUGACGACUUUGACGAUGAGGAACCCCUCCCUGCCAUAGGGACUUGCAAAGCUCUCUACACGUUUGAAGGUCACAAUGAAGGAACCAUUUCUGUAGUUGAAGGAGAAACAUUGUUUGUCAUAGAGGAAGACAGAGGUGACGGGUGGACCCGCAUUCGGAGAAGCGAAGACGAAGAAGGUUACGUCCCCACCUCCUACGUCGAAGUCUAUUUGGACAAAAACGCCAAAGAUUCCUAAAGGUGGUGUGUGGAGCGAGAGCCUCGGGAGCCUUCAAGGAGAAGCCUCUGGGUCUGGCCUGCUGUCCCCGCAGGCCUGCUGCGCCCUGCUGCCGACAGACUGCUCCUGUGGCCAGUGGCAGCCCGCACAGCCGCCUGCCUCUUGCUCUCUCUUCCUUUCGCAGCAUGCUACUCAUGGCUUCCGCUCCGCCCGUGGCCCAGGCCGGCCACCCCGUGGGGGACAGUUCUCUCCCCACCUCCACCUGUGCAGGCCGUGAAGACAGCGGGACCCCAUGCCCACCCUGCCCUGCUCCUCCCGGGCCCUCAGUCCACCCGGGGCUCGUCCUGGCCCGUCCUUCUGCAUUUCACACUGUGCCUUUUGUGAAAACUUCACCCCUGGUCUCCUGGGGAGACUUAAGAAUCUGGACAAAGAGGGUCAGACGCACACCAGGUGGACUGAGCACCCAGCCGUCGUGACAUGAUUGUCACGGUGGAAACACUUCCACUGUGCCUGAGGCUGUGAAGUAGUCCCUGAGCCUUUUCUGGUUGUGGGCUCGCACCUCAUGCUAAGCACUGACUCUUUUCAGUGUUUUCUCAGCCUGACAGCGUCGUGGCACGCACUGGGGUUGCACACACCCACAUUGUUUGGAGCCCUGUCUCCAGUGGCCUGGGCAGUCACACUGGCUCGUGGGCCAGCCCUGCUGUCUUGCCUAUGUCCACCUUCCAUGAGGAACACCCCCCACCCCACAUUUCCCAGUCCAUGAGAACUGCAGAUCGUGGGUGCUUUCUGAAUGAGCAUCUCGCAUCUGCACUAGCUCAUUGCAAAGUGAAAAUUCCUCCUCUUUCCAUGAAUCCCAAAAGUAGCAUCUUAGGAUUUUAGUGCUUUCAUCACCAAAGACCCUGUGCCUCUUGUGGUCCUUCAAGUGAUCCUGUGGCCACAGCUUCUGCGUUUUGUCACGUGCUCUUCAGGCCAUGUGGAACUAAUCGAGUUUGCUUUUUGAGCUAAGUUUCCUUCCCCUUAUGGGUCUUUGAGGGAAAGCCAAGGUCACAUAGCCUGUAGCCAC
Messenger RNA from Galeopterus variegatus (Sunda flying lemur), 3017 nucleotides. It is a transcript of the gene FNBP1, whose product is annotated as formin binding protein 1. The record is from RefSeq and is a predicted model, not a curated record. Gene Ontology annotation, molecular function: protein binding. NCBI's taxonomy places the organism in Eukaryota, Metazoa, Chordata, Mammalia, Dermoptera, Cynocephalidae. The transcript has 18 exons. Gene Ontology annotation, biological process: endocytosis; signal transduction. The coding region runs from base 35 to 1975 and encodes 646 amino acids.